This is a messenger RNA of Drosophila navojoa, 2080 nucleotides long. It is a transcript of the gene MED17, whose product is annotated as mediator complex subunit 17. Gene Ontology annotation, cellular component: core mediator complex; mediator complex. The record is from RefSeq and is a predicted model, not a curated record. Gene Ontology annotation, biological process: regulation of transcription by RNA polymerase II. NCBI's taxonomy places the organism in Eukaryota, Metazoa, Arthropoda, Insecta, Diptera, Drosophilidae. Gene Ontology annotation, molecular function: transcription coregulator activity.
UAUUUGCGUUUCUUGUUUGUGCAAAUGCCCGGCUCUUGAAUAUUUAGCAGAUGAAAACAUGUCCAACUCGGUUAAUAUAUCCGUGGAGACGACGUGCGAGAACCAAAUACGUGAGAUCACUUACGAUGGCGUUGAGAUGUACCAAGCGCCGCCGACGCUUUCAGAGAGUCUUGCAAAGUGCGCGGCACGCAUAGACUUCAGCAAAACGUCGUUGGAUGAUCUAAAGAAAGAAGAAAAAUCAGCUGCAGCGGCAACUGAUGAUGACAAGGAUGCCAAUCAAUUUCAGGAAAGCCUUUGGCCCUGGGAUUCAGUGCGCAAUAAGCUGAAGGAUGCGUACACCGAAAUAUGUGUGCUAUCCGAUGUAAUAUCGAUUGCCAAGGAUAAGCGUUACCUAGUGCUGGAUCCACUGCUGGAGGAUGGUGAUGAUACAAAGCCCAUCGUGCAAGUGUACAGUCGGAAAAAGGCACUUUCACAGGCUGCUCAGGUGCUAUUGAGCGGGGCCGAGCGGCUACGAAAUGCCCACAGUGAGCAGCGUAGUCGCAACGUAUCCGACUUUCACAUUGAGCUACUGCGUCUACGACAGAAUUGGCGCUUGAAGAAGGUCUCCAAUGGUGCGAUCAUUGGCGAUCUAAGCUAUCGCACAGCGGGCUCCAAGUUCGGCAUGAGCGGCACUUUUGAGGUGACCAAAGCGGAGGAAGUUAUGGACGACGAGGGUGCCGGUUGCAGUACAAAUGCUACCUCCUGUACGAGCAGCAGCAGCACCACCAACAAUGGAUUGCAGCUAAAGACAAGCUCGGCGCUGCGCGUAAUUGUGCCCGCCGAGCUGCAGGGCGUUGCAUACAUUAAAGUCAUCACACAAAAGGAUCAAGAAGAUCUUUGCACGGCACAGGUAAACCUAAUGGGCCAUGGACCCAAUAUAACUGCCCAGGUAGGAGUUUGGCAAAAAACAUUGGAGUUCGCACAGAAUGUGCUGUUUUGCAAGGAACUGUUUGCCCAGCUGGCACGCGAGGCAAUCCAGCUGCAGGCGCCUAUACCCCAUGUAGUCAUUGGCAAUCAGAUUCGUGCCACAUUGCUGCCCAAUAUCCAAUUAAUAAUCUCCCUAUGCCACUCGACUAGCUUCGAUUCGAACCAGCCAGCGCCAAUUAACGAUCACGAUCAUGUGCUGGAGCACUCGCUGCAUCAGCUCUUGCGGGAGGUGCACUUUAAGAAUUCGCAUCAUCCAUUUCCUCAUCCGGCCAGCGCACCGCUGGGACCCAGCAAGAAGCGCAUGAUUGCGGGUCCUACAGCAGCGGAUCGGGAAUCGCUAUUGGACAUGACCAAGACGCAGACAAUACUAGAGCAAAUUAUUGCUCAGGCGCAGCACAUCUUCAUGCGUAAGCGCACUCAAUAUGUACUGGAUACGCUGGCACGCGAUGUGAAGGAUCCGCAAAUCGUGUCGCAUUGGAAUGCCAUGAACAGCCCGACAAUGUCCUGCGUCAAGAUCAACAUUGUGACGCAUGGCUACGAUGCCAUCGGGCGCACCUCGCUGGUCAUACACGUGAAGGAGCGUUCGCUGAAGUGCAUUUGCCGCGAUGGGCGCGUCAUGAAACUGUCAUAUGAGCCACAAGAACUGCGAGAUCUCAUACUCUGCCAAAUUAAUUCGCAUCAGAUCAGCUGUCUUGUCAGCUUGGCCCGCUACAUGGCCUGGACAGUGCUCUCAAAUAGCAAUCACUUGGGCAUUGGCAAGGUGGAACCGCUUGGCAAUGCCAGUUCUUGUUUACUGGGCUCACCCAACAGCGAUCGCAUGAUUGCCGUUCAAAUACGCUGCGAUCCGCAAAUCGAUGUCAAGGUCUACAUAGCGCGGAGUCCCCGCGCAGACUUCUUUCCCAGUCCCCUGGUGCCGGAGAAGUUCUGGGAGAACCUUGGUGGCAAUUUCAAAGAGGUGCGUUUUGACAAAAUCGAAGGAAAAAGUUUUCUGAAUAAAAUGGAAUUCCUGAUGGCAUCCCUGACCAGCAACAGCACAUGAAAAGGCGCAGAUAUUAGUUAACUAACAUAUUAUUUAUAAUUACUAAAAAAAGUUAUUUAAGUAAGCUACAGUAUG